UAACCCACUGGCUGCAUCGUCAGAAAAAGAAGGAUUCUCACCAGCUGGGAUUGCCAGUACAACUGACGCAAAGCCCUAACCAUGCCAAUGCCGACAGGCCAAGACCACUGGUCUGAAGCAGACAUCCAGACGCUGUUGGAGCGCAUAAAGAAGGAUGUCCCACCAAAUGACAACAAGUCUUUCCAUGCAACCCUGAAGAAAAUGAACUGGGAGAGGGUAGCUUUCAAAGACUUUUCUGGGAAAAUGUGCGAAGACAAAUGGUUGGAGAUUUCUUACAACCUGAGGAAGUCGCGGACUUUGACAGAAUUAGUCCUAGAAGCUCAGCAACAUGCUCAAAACCCCUCGAGGAAGAAAAAGGUCAAGAAGCAUCCAGACUUACCCAAGCAGCCCUUGACGGCUUAUUUCCGUUUUUACAAGGAGAAUCAUUCCCAGUAUACUCAAAUACACCCUGAGCUAAGCAGCGUGGAGCUGACUAAACUUGUAGCGAAGAAGUAUAAAGAGCUUCCAGAGGAGGUAAAACAGAAAUAUAGUCAAGCUUUCCAAGAGGAGAGACAACAAUAUAAAGAGAAGCUGUCUCAGUUCAAGCUGUCUCAACUCAACCCACCUCAUCUGGAGCAGCCUUCCAAAAGAAAUCAUGUCCCCAAGAGGCGACAGACUCGACCUCAAACAACCGCUCAAGGAAACAGGAAAGAAAGGAAGUCUGCUCUGGAAACGGAUGACUUCUCCAUGCAGAUGACAUUCUGUGCAGAGCCCAAGAAGCCCCCUAUGAACGGAUACCACAAAUUCUACCAGGAUUUGUGGUCCAGUGAGAAGCUGCAACAUGUGGCACCCAGAGAGCGCAUGGUGGAGAUUGGCAGGCUCUGGCAGCCUAUCCCACAGAGCCAGAAGGACCACUAUAGGAAGCAGGCUGAGGCGAUGCAGAAGCAGUAUAAGAUAGACCUAGAUCUCUGGCUGAAGAGUCUCUCUCCUCAGGCAUAUGCAGCACACAGAGAGGCAGGCUAUGGGAAGGGUAAGAAAAUGAGCAUGUUAGGAAGCCCAACCCCCACAUUUAAGAGGCUGUCUUCAGAGGCUCUGGAGUCUGCAUCAGUGAAGAGGAUGAAAGGGGAGCCUCGCAAGCAGGGAUUGUAGAUUCCAGCCACAGAUUCAUUCACCACAUCCAGUGCUGGUCCACACUCAUCCUCCAAGUAAUCACCCUCCAAUGAUCAUCCUCAGCAGAAAGAGUCCUGGAAUCAGCAAUGAGAUGACUUGGCAGUGGGAGACGCUCUUCACUGGACUGUGUGUUCCUGAAAUGAGAAGCUUUGCUCCCAUGUUCUACCCGCUGGUAUGCUGUUGGAUAUGAACAUUCACAGAUAUUUGACCUAUGCCUUUGCAGAGAAACUUUGUAUUCCUUGUAUAUUGCAAUCAAUCAUUUAGCUUUUGGAUAUUCGGAUUUGGUUAUCACGAUGUUUCAGCUUGGGAAUUUUGUCCUUUUGUCCCAGGCUUAUUUUACUGAGCACAUUUUCAUGGUUCAUUCAUUCUGUACCAUGCUUCAUGAACUCGUUUCUCUUUGUGAUUAAAUGAGA
Molecule: messenger RNA, 1562 nt
Organism: Echinops telfairi (small Madagascar hedgehog)
Lineage: Eukaryota; Metazoa; Chordata; Mammalia; Afrosoricida; Tenrecidae
Gene: UBTFL1
Product: upstream binding transcription factor like 1
Exons: 1
Coding region: 82-1128 (348 amino acids)
Source: RefSeq, a predicted model, not a curated record